Molecule: messenger RNA, 1032 nt
Organism: Vicia faba (fava bean)
Lineage: Eukaryota; Viridiplantae; Streptophyta; Magnoliopsida; Fabales; Fabaceae
Source: the annotation of a GenBank genome assembly
AUGAAACAAAAUGGAGGGAGAAGAUUGUUAUCAGAUGGAUUUCCACAUUGGCUUUCAGGUUCCGAUAGAAAGCUUCUUCAAGCAACACCAAGUGCUGAUAUUGUGGUGGCACAAGAUGGAAGUGGGAACUAUAAAACAAUAUCAGAAGGUGUAGCCGCUGCUUCUAAGCUUAGUGGAAAAGGAAGAGUUGUUAUUCAUGUGAAAGCAGGAGUAUACAAAGAGAACAUUGAUAUAAAAAAGACAGUGAAGAACAUAAUGAUAUUUGGAGAUGGAAUGGAUUCAACAAUUGUUACCGGUAAUCAUAACACUCAAGAUGGUUCUACCACUUUUCGUUCAGCUACUUUUGCGGUAAUGGGAGAUGGUUUCAUAGCAAAAGAUAUGACGUUCGAGAACACUGCCGGACCACAGAAGCACCAAGCGGUGGCUCUCCGUUCGGGCGCCGAUCACUCGGUUUUCUACCGCUGCUCCUUCAAAGGCUACCAAGACACUCUAUAUGUUUACGCCACCCGUCAAUUCUACCGCGACUGUAACAUCUACGGAACAGUCGAUUUCAUCUUCGGUAACGCAGUCACUGUUCUACAAAACUGCAACAUCUUAGUUAGAAAACCGAUGAGCAACCAACAGAACACCGUAACGGCACAAGGAAGAACAGAUCCAAACGAGAACACCGGAAUAGUGAUCCAUAACUGCCGAAUAACCGCCGCGGGUGAUUUGAAACCAAGUCAGAAUUCAGUGAAAAGUUAUCUGGGUAGACCGUGGCAGAAGUAUUCAAGAACGGUAGUUAUGAAAAGUAACAUUGAUGGAGUUAUAAAUUCACAAGGUUGGGCUCCAUGGAGUGGUGGUUUUGCUUUGAGCACACUUUAUUAUGGUGAAUAUAUGAAUGUUGGUGAUGGUGCUAAUACAAAAGGGAGAGUGAAUUGGCCUGGUUUUCAUGUUAUCACAAAUCCUUCUGAAGCAGUUAAAUUUUCUGUUAGUAACUUUUUAGCUGGUGAAUCUUGGAUUUCUGGUGUACCGUUCGAUGCAGGCUUAUGA